Pelecanus crispus (Dalmatian pelican) is the source of this 643-nucleotide messenger RNA. Lineage: Eukaryota; Metazoa; Chordata; Aves; Pelecaniformes; Pelecanidae. The record is from RefSeq and is a predicted model, not a curated record.
AUGUUUUUACACUUUCAAAUCAACUUCUUUUCUUUCAGUGCUAUUGGAAAUUUAAAAAUUGCUGAAGUUGAUCCAGGCGGUCAUUUUGUAAAGAUCCUGAACUGUGACCCUGAAAAAGAGGAAAGCAUUGGAGAUUAUCUCUUGAAGCAGGAUGUCCAAGGUCAACCAGUGGCUGUAUUUCAGUUUCCCCCUGAGACGAGGAUGGGGCCCAGCUCCACUGUGACAGUUUGGGCAGCAGAUGCUACGGUGCUUCACAAACCUCCCUCAGAUUUUCUUUGGAAGGACCUGGAGAGGUUUAGGACAAGCCUUGACUGUGCUACCAUUCUCUGUGAGCCUGGCGGUCAAGCUGUGGCUUGGUACACUCCUCUCUACUGGAACAGAAGGCAAGGAUGGGUGGCAAAGAAGCAAAGUGAAAACAUUGAGAACAUGGUUAUACCAACUUUAUCAACAACAAAGCAUAAAGAGGGACGGGAAAAGGAAAAGGAAUUCACAAUAACUGAUACAGAGUGGAAGAGGGCUGACCCAGGGCAAACAGGAAAAAAAAGACAAAGCUUCAUUAAAAGACCAUUAACCAUGGGGAAUGACGGCAGCAGUUUGUGCAGGCAGUCCCGGUGUCAGUCGUCACGGCCGGACCCCGUGCCAG